AUGAGGCCUGAGAAGAUCGAAAUCCUUCAACUUCCGAAGUCGGUGAUUGGAAGGGUCAUCGGGAAGGCCGGGGCAACCAUCAAAGACAUCCGCGAGCGCACAGGUGCUCGGAUCGAUGCGCGCGACCAAACCGAGGACCCCGUUCAGGUGCUCCUCAGCGGCACCUUGGAAGCCUGCGAGCAUGCCAAGGCAUUGAUCUUGGAAGUUGCUGACGGCGCUCUGAUAGCAGGCGAUUCUCGUGAAGUUGGAAGGGAAGCUGCCGCCGCGGCUGCUGCGGCAGCAGCUGCCGCCGUGUCAGCACGAGCGGCUUCGGCAGCUUCAGAUGCAACUUCGCCGGCCGUAGAAGAACACCUCGAGCUCCCUCGGCACGCGACUGGCAAGGUCAUCGGAACCAAGGGCCAGCAGAUUGCCGAAAUUCGGCAAAAAAGCGGUGCACAGGUAGAUGUGGACAAGUCUCCUACGGGAUGCAGGGUGCGCUUCGUGGGAACGCAAAGCCAGGUGGAUGUGGCGAAGGCCAUGAUCAACGCCAUCAUGACUCCGCCGACAGACUCAGGUAGCGGAGAGUACCUGGAGAUUCCCCGAAGUGCCGUGGGGCGCAUCAUCGGCGCUGGAGGUACCAGGAUACAGGAGCUUCAAGAGCGCAGCGGUGCCAAGAUUGAUAUUGACCGCCAGCCUGACCGCUGCCUCGUACGUUUCGGUGGCUUUCCGGACAACGUGCAGCUGGCCAAGACUCUCGUGACCGAAGUGUUGGAAGGCAGGGAUAGGACGCAGCUAGCAGAAGCAGCAGCCACGAUGGAGAUCCCUCCAAGUGCCACCGGCCGAUUGAUCGGUCCUGGUGGCCGGCAGAUCAAUGAGAUUCAGGAGAGAAGUGGCGCAAAGAUAGACUUGGACAAGGGACGAGAUCCAUGCAUUGUGCGCAUGACGGGGUCAGCAGAUGCUGUCGCACUGGCACAGGUCAUGAUUCGAGAGGCACUGGUGCUCUGCAGCUUCAGUUUGGGCUGCAAGAAUUGA
Messenger RNA from Symbiodinium sp. CCMP2456, 1011 nucleotides. The record is from the annotation of a GenBank genome assembly. Lineage: Eukaryota; Dinophyceae; Suessiales; Symbiodiniaceae.